AUGCGGUUUGAAAGCAGCGAGGCGGAGCGCGGCUUCCGCCAGCACUUCCAUACACAGCGCAUUGCCCAGGACCGAGCCUUUGCCAUCACACAGGCCGCCAUCGCGAUAGUUCUGGCGCUGCGCACCCCCGCUGGCGUCUCCCCUGCCAUCUCCCUGCUGUUCUGCGGCACCCACGCCAUCUCCCUGGCAGUGCUGGUCUUCUCUGCAGCCAAGCGGUGCACCUACGUCGCCCUGCGGCCCUACCUGCUGGCAGCGGCCCGGGCAUUCAGCGACCUGCUCUGCCCGCAGCUGGUCUGGCACCUGGCUGCGCACGCCGGCGGCACGGCGCAGGGCGCUCACGACACGUGGCCAGCCUUCUGCCUCCUGUGGGUCACCUGGUCCCGCUGGGGCGCCCAGCUGCUGACGCAGCUGGGAUACCUGCUGCCCUUCUAUCUGGAGGCUCUGCUGACUCCCUUUGGCACGCUGCUCAACAUGCUCAACAACAGGAGGCUGUGCAGCGGCGACGGCAGCGGCGAACUGGGCGCUGGGCCUGCCGAUGCUCCCUGCCCGUGGAACAUCUGCACCGCUGCCGCCGCCGCGGGCGGCGCCGGGGCCGCCACUGGCCAUGCCUCGAUUGCCCAGCAGGCAGCUGAUGACGUGGCGACCUGCUACUGCGAGACGGUGUUUGGGCUGUCGCAGCUGCUGCUGUCGCUGGUUCUGCCGCUGGCGCUGGCGGGGUAUGCCGAGGCGCGGCAGCGCCGGCAGUACGCCGCCGCCUCGCAGGCCGCGGAGCGGCACCGCUACCCGCCGCGCAGCCGGCGGCGGAGCGCCGUGGAGGCGGCGGGCUGGGGCGUGUCGUACGACGGCCUGCGCCUGCUGGGCCUGGUGGCCCUCAUCCAGUUCCGCAUCUUCCUGAGCCUGCGCUUCAGCAUCUGGCAGCAGCACACGUGGGCCGGGGCAGACGUGCUGCCUGCACCCGCAGAUGACGGCGCGGCGCCGGCGGCGUUGCACCAGGAGCUCUGA
Chlorella variabilis is the source of this 1002-nucleotide messenger RNA. RefSeq names its product expressed protein. The record is from RefSeq and is a predicted model, not a curated record. Bases 1 to 1002 code for a protein of 333 amino acids. Lineage: Eukaryota; Viridiplantae; Chlorophyta; Trebouxiophyceae; Chlorellales; Chlorellaceae. The transcript has 6 exons.